AUGGCAGCAAUCGAUCCUGAAAGUUGUCAACUCGUGGAGGUUCCAAUUGAUGCAAACGGAGCCAUUGUAGUUCAGGAUCCAAGUGGAUUAAUUGCUAGUGGACAAGUGCAGUCAGUUCUUGACCCAAGAGUUUCUCAAAGUGGGCAAAGAGGUGGCAGGACUCCGGCAAGGAAACCUCUAAUGCCAGCGCAGAGCUUGCAAAUGAUUCAGAGUGCUCAGGUCAUUCCCCAGUCUGCAGUUAUUGCUCCAACAGCUUCUGGGUUACUUUCUCUCGGCACUCGUUACACACCAUCAUCGGGGAUCCCGCUCACUACUGGCCAAGGUGGAGGAAUUAUCACUUCCCAGGGAAACAUUUUCUCCUCUUCUGGUUCUGCUAUGGUUACUAACGCUGGUAGUGCCAUGGAUCGCGAUGGUGGUUAUCGAUUUGCCACAGUUGGUAAUGCUAGCAACCGCGGGAGACCUCGUGGUCGUCGCCCUUUAAGAGGUCAGUUCCCAGUGGUGCCAAUUGAUAUGGUGCGGCAAUUGGGCAUUGAGCAACAGGUAAUUCUCCAACCAGCAGCACCUGUUGCUAUGAAAAAUAAGGCCGUUCUUUGCCGUCCUCUCUCGGUGUCUAGAAAGACUCAGGCGGGAAUAAAUUCUCAUGAUGUGGAGUGCCAAUUCUCUGCUGACGAGGAAGCCCUUGCUUCAAAACACGACGAGGAUGUCGAAGAGGAUGGAAUGAUGGUUGUUGAGGAACAACCACUUCCCCUCUCUUCAGUUCCAGUUAUUAAAAAGGAUGGUAUGGAAGAUGACGCAGAUUUAAUCGGAGACGUUGAAGACGAAGAAGGCUUGUCUGAUGCCGAGAUAGAGCAGAAGAAAAAGAAGCUCGCUCCGUCUAAAUGCAUUGAAAUUGGUGCUAAUACAGAGGCCCUAUUAAUUAAUCAUCUUGGCACUCAAACUGAGCAAGAGGUCAAAAAGCCUACUCCUGUUGAAGAAGUUAAAACUGUCAUCAAAUAUGUGCCCAUUCCAAUACCAGUCCCGAUCUAUGUUCCUGUGCCUGUUUGCACCUACGCUCAACCUCUUCCCUUUCUCCUGCCCUUCCCAUUGCCUUGUCCUAUUCCACUGCCGCUCUUGUUGCCUACCGAUAAAGAGACGGAUGAUAAAGCGUCACAAGUUAAACAUGAAGAGCAAAUUGAAAAGAAGGCCAAUGAACUGGAAACUGUCUCGAAGCAAAUUGUUGCAGGUCAUUGUGAUAGUGAAACAACGACUAUUUCCGCAAAGCCUCAAAAGCGAUCCACGAAGGAGAUGUCCAGCCCAUCAUCCACCUCUGAACAAGUACAUCCUAGUAAACGUCCACGUCGGGGCCCCGAAGCCAUUUCUCAAUCAUCGUCAUCACCCCUAACGCCGGCGACACGUCGUACGGCAAUUAGCGAUGCCACUUACCAUUUGAAAUUCUCUUAUGGUAUCAAUGCUUGGCGCCACUGGAUCACCCAGAAUGGUCAACCAAAGGCUCUUGUCGAUGUGGUUGAGAUUCCCGAUGAGGAACUCAAUGUUGCCCUCUCGAGAUUUGUUCGUGAGGUUAGGAAACCAAAUAACGAAACCUAUGUGGCUGAUUCCAUCUUCUAUCUUUGUUUGGGUAUACAAGAAUUUUUGAAUGAGCAUGGACGCAUAGUGAAUAUCUUUGGGGAUAAGUUUGACGCCUUUACGUUGGCGUUAGACACUAUAUUGUCCGAUUUUCGUCCGAGAAUUAGUCCCGAAGGAAUGCUCAUCUGUCGUAUUGAGGAGGAGCACAUGUGGGAAGCCAAGCAACUAGGUGAUCACAAUCCCCAUGUCCUUGGCUUCACUGUUCUCUACUUCAUCACGAAGCAUAUGUGGCUACGCACUGGCGAUCAACAUGCUCAACUCUGUUUCUCCAAUUUCAAAGUCAAACGCGAGAAUGCUGAAUCGGAGUGUGUUCUCUUUGUUGCAGGUGGUGGAUCGGAGUCCUAUCGUAUGUUUGCCUCUGCUGAACCCUCUUCUCGUUGUCCUGUGCAACUUUUCCUGACCUAUUUAAAGAAAUGUCCACAAGCCCUGACUUCCGGAAGUGGACCCUUUUACCUUGCACCCCACCAACAUUCCGAAAGUUCAACUUCCACAUGGUACUCUGAGAACGCCGUGCCAGCAGCUCAAUUGCAAAUCAUGCUGAACCGUAUCAAGAUGGUCAAAGAGAUUCAAGAGGCCUUUAUGGACAGCCCCUCCGAUUAG
Messenger RNA from Rodentolepis nana, 2223 nucleotides. NCBI's taxonomy places the organism in Eukaryota, Metazoa, Platyhelminthes, Cestoda, Cyclophyllidea, Hymenolepididae. The record is from the annotation of a GenBank genome assembly.